AGCAAGUGACGCCAUUAGAAGACAAUCUAAAGAUUUUUAUGCCGUGCCAAAAUCAAACUCAUAAAAAAUUCUGAUUUCAUUGAUUUUUAUUUUUUUGUUUUUGUCAUUCUUUCUUGUAUGAAUCAACAAAGAAAAGUUUUGGAAAUGGACGCCGUUAAGUGAAUGAACUCCAGCAGAAAAGUCCGUCACCGUCAAAUCAGCUUCCUAGUUCUGUCAAGAUAACGGCACUGUCAUUCUUCAAUCUCUCCCAAGCAGUAAAAUCUACCUUAAACGCGUUGACAAAGUUCAAUUGUUGUCCUUUUGGGAAGCUCCAGGCUCCACUGGCUCCUUUUCACCUGAUCCUGCUAUUUUUUGUGAUCUUCUUUCUCUUUUUAGUAAUUCAGUCAUAACCCUGUAUAAGGUACUUUGUUUUCUUGAUCUUUUGCAUUUUCCAUUGCUGAUUACGAAUAUAUUUCUAGAUUCAAGAACCUCAUUGAUAUCUUCUAUUUUCCCAUGAUCAAUUUGAUAUAUUUCCUCUAGAAUAUCUAUCUUUUGCAAUUUAACCCCCCCCCCCCUUCCUCCGGUAGGGGUAAGGAAGCUUGUUUCUUUUUAUGGUGUGUUGAAUUAGGUGAAAUUCAGGAUCUUGGACAGACCCUCUUGAUUUGUUGGUUAGGUUUGAUCAGUUUGUAUGUUAAUGUACACGAAAGAAUUAAGAAUAGUGUAAUCUGGUACUGUAUAUUAAUGGAUCAGUAUAAUAAUUCACCUUCUUACCCAUAUAACAAUGCUUAUGGGUACCCUCCUCAUGUUCCACCACCUUCAAAUCAACCCUACCCCCCUCCCAGUUCAGGUGCAUAUCCUCCUCCUGGUUCUGGUCCAUACUCAUAUCCUCAUCAAUCCCCUCAUUAUCCUCCCCCUUACAGCACUCAACAUUCUGGUCACUAUAACUAUCAUCCCUAUCCACCAGCUCCAACAGCACCUCCGGCGCCCGCUCACCACCACUCCAGCUCUUUAGACUAUGGUUAUCCUCCACCACCACAUGGUGUUGCUCCUGCCUAUCCACCCCACGCAUAUCCGCCUCCUGCAACAUCUUCUCCUAUGCCUGCUCUUGAACAGCAAAGCAGUUUUCAAUAUGCUGCACCUCUGCAUUAUCCACAUUCCUGGCCAGAAAGGCCUUUGGAGAGCCAACCAUCCAAAGUUCACGACUCUCUCCAACGCCAAGAUAGUGUUUCAUCUGUUAGUAGUUCUGGGGCAAGCUAUGAUCAUGGUAGAGAUGACUCCUCCACUCGCCCUUCAGCUUAUCCACCAAUCCAUGAUCUCUUAGCAAAGGUGAAUUUGACUGAAAAUCACCCUUCUGCCCCUGCUUCUCCUCCUGCUCCGGCAUCGGCAUCGGCAUCAUAUCACUCGGGGCCAAACCCUGUUCCCUCAAACUACAAUGCUCAAGGGACUAUCUAUGGCCACCCUAAUUCCUUUUCAAGGUGGGAAACGGAGUCUCCAAAACCAACCUAUCCAACUUCUUGUGCUGAACCACAGAAUACUCAGGCUAUGCAGGUUGUGCCAUUCUCGUCUUCUAAAAAAAACUUAAAAGUUUUGCUCUUACACGGUAAUCUGGAUAUUUGGGUAUACGAAGCAAAAAAUCUCCCGAACAUGGACAUGUUCCACAAAACCAUUGGGGAUAUGUUUGGGCAAAUGAGUAAUAAGAUCACAAGUGAUCCGUACGUCUCAAUUACUGUAGCUGAUGCAGUGAUUGGGAGGACUUAUGUCAUAAGCAAUAAUGAAAAUCCCGUGUGGAUGCAACAUUUUAAUGUCCCUGUUGCACACUAUGCUGCCGAGGUACAAUUUCUUGUCAAGGACGAUGAUAUAGUCGGUUCUCAGCUUAUGGGGACAGUGGCUGUCCCACUAGAACAGAUAUAUGGAGGGGGUAAAAUAGAGGGGUCCUUUCCAAUCCUAAACAGUAGCGGAAGACCUUGCAAGGCUGGAGCUGUUUUGAGUAUAUCAGUCCAAUAUUACCCAAUUGAUAAAUUAAGUGUUUACCAUCAUGGAGUUGGUGCUGGUCCUGAGUAUUAUGGGGUUCCUGGAACGUACUUCCCACUGAGGAUGGGUGGAACAGUUACUCUGUAUCAAGAUGCUCAUGUUCCUGAUGGAAGCCUACCAAAUUUGAUGCUCGACUUUGGAAUGCAAUAUGUACAUGGAAAGUGCUGGCGUGACAUUUGUAAUGCCAUACGCCAAGCCCGACGGUUGAUCUACAUUACAGGUUGGUCAGUAUGGCACAAAGUCAGACUUGUUAGAGAUGAUGCUUCUCUUGACAAGUACACUCUAGGGGAUCUUUUGAAGUCAAAGUCACAAGAAGGUGUUAGAGUGCUGCUUCUUGUAUGGGAUGACCCUACAUCAAGAAGCAUCCUUGGCUAUAAGACGGAUGGCGUUAUGGCAACCCAUGAUGAAGAGACUCGUAGUUUUUUUAAACACUCUUCCGUAAAAGUGCUGCUUUGUCCUCGAGUGGCAGGGAAGCGUCACAGUUGGGUCAAGCAGAGGGAAGUUGGAGUAAUUUAUACACAUCACCAGAAGACGGUAAUAGUGGAUGCUGAUGCUGGCAACAAUCGAAGAAAAAUCAUAGCAUUUGUUGGAGGACUUGAUUUAUGUGAUGGACGAUAUGAUACACCAGAGCAUCCUCUAUUUCGAACACUGCAGACAGUGCACUCUGAUGACUAUCAUAACCCUACUUAUGCUGGGAGUGUAGCUGGUUGUCCAAGAGAACCAUGGCAUGACCUGCACAGUAAAAUUGAUGGGCCAGCAGCAUAUGAUGUUCUCACAAACUUCGAGGAGCGCUGGUUGAAGGCUUCAAAGCCUCAUGGCAUUAAAAAGUUGAAGACAUCGUAUGAUGAUGCUUUGCUCCGAAUUGAAAGAAUGCCUGAAAUUCUUGGUAUUUCUGAUGCUCCAUCUGUGAGCGGCGAUGACCCUAACGGUUGGCAUGUACAGAUUUUUCGUUCAAUUGAUUCAAAUUCAGUCAAAGGCUUUCCAAAGGAUCCCAAAGAAGCUACAAUGAAGAACCUGGUCUGUGGGAAAAAUGUACUUAUUGACAUGAGCAUACACACAGCAUAUGUGAAGGCCAUUCGUGCUGCACAACAUUUCAUUUACAUUGAAAAUCAAUAUUUUAUUGGUUCCUCGUUCAAUUGGAGUCAGCAUAAAGAUAUUGGUAAGAAGAUAUUUUCAUGCUAUGUAUAGAAAUAUUAUCGAUGU
This is a messenger RNA of Nicotiana tabacum (common tobacco), 3213 nucleotides long. NCBI's taxonomy places the organism in Eukaryota, Viridiplantae, Streptophyta, Magnoliopsida, Solanales, Solanaceae. The record is from RefSeq and is a predicted model, not a curated record.